This is a messenger RNA of Kuraishia capsulata CBS 1993, 1296 nucleotides long. RefSeq lists its product as uncharacterized. The coding region runs from base 1 to 1296 and encodes 431 amino acids. The transcript has a single exon. Lineage: Eukaryota; Fungi; Ascomycota; Pichiomycetes; Pichiales; Pichiaceae. The record is from RefSeq and is a predicted model, not a curated record.
AUGGAGCAAGUGCAAGAGCCAGUGGUUGCUCCUGAGCCGAAGCAUGUGGUAAAGACUAUUGACAUCUCGUCGAUCUUGCCGGCACCAACUUAUCUUCCCAGUAUAUCCUCCCUGAACCUUAAUGAUGACGGCACCGAUAAGGACAGUGCAGCCGAUGGGGACGAGACAGAGCUCGACGAAACCUCCAGAAACACGCGGUUGAAUGCUCUGCUUUAUGACAAAGCUGUGGCUGAUUUUGGGGAAGAUACAAAUUUUCCAAGCUCUAGAACGGAACUGCGAUCGGCCUCUCCAUCAGUUUAUACGGCCAGUGGGCAGCUGCUGUCUCCUUCCCUGAAACCUGCCGGUUCUGCGAAGAAACCUGCGCACAUACGACCCGAUAUGUUCGAAGUGCGAAUCAUGUUUGAAACGCUCUCCGCGGCUGAGUCUUCUAACCUUACACUCACAUUAAAGACUCGCCAUAAGGACUUCAGGUUUUCACGGAUAUCUCGGACUUGGCUGUGCGGGUAUGAUGAAAACGAAUGUUCUCUGGUUGCAUUGAAGUGGGCUGUUGAUGAGAUGAUGGAUGAUGGAGACACAAUUGUUUGUUUGCGAGUGUUGGACAAGCACCCAGACGAAGUGAGGAAGGCCGCGGAGAAAUACAAACGCGAAAGUUCCAGUAUAAUGGACGAGAUCAUAUCGCAGAACGUGAGUGAUAAGGCUAUUUCGAUUGUUUUCGAGCUUUCUGUGGGAAAAGUGCCCAAGAUGAUUGAAAAAGCGAUCUCGGACUACGAUCCAAGCAUCCUCAUUGUGGGAACCCGUGGAAUACAGAAGACCAAAUUCAAAGACGCGUUCAUCACCCCAAAGUCCAUGUCGAAGUAUUGUCUCCAGUUCUCGUCGAUUCCUGUGAUUGUUGUGAAUCCGUGGUAUGUUUCCACGCCCCUGAAUAUCAGUGCUAAUAAUAGCUCUGUGAAUCUGACUGACGAAAAUCCGAUAGAUGACUUAAGUGCGGUUUUCAAGGAAAGAUUAGAGAACUACGUGACUUCCCCAAUAGGUACUCCAACUGCAAGACCUCUCCUUGCACACCAAGAUUCCAGUGGAAGCAUUUCUCAUAUAUCCCUCGACUCCAGUGUUGAACCCCGUUCAAGACUGUCCAAGUUCAGAAGGGCACUUUCUCCAGCGCCCUCACCGUCUCAGUCUCCUCUCAUGUCACCAUCCGAUGAGCGGGCCCUUUCACCUGUUAGAAGUCGGGGAAUGUCGCCAGGAGGUUCAUUGCUGCCGAGAAAUUGGUUGAAGAAGAAGACUCAAAGUGAACGAUAG